AUGCCAGGGCUCUUCGGUACCCGCCGCGAACAAGAGCCCCGUCAACACUUUGUCGGCUUCCAACUCCAACCACUCGAACACGAAGCUUCUCCCUCCGGCUCUCAAAUCUCGCUUCCGUUGUUUGGGAAGAAGGAUAAGGGGGAGCAUAUAGAACAUGGGCAAGGAUCGCCGUUUGUGGGGAGUCCGUUGAGAGGGGGGACGCCAAUUGCGGGUCAGGGAGGGUCGAGAGGGCAUGCGAGACAGGUUACGGGUGAGGAGGGAGAUGAGGCUACGGAGGAUGAAGAACAGCAACCACGGGAUAAAUUGGAUUUCAGGGCACGGAUGUUUAUUCUCUUCGUCGCCUGCACAUUCUCAAUCGGCUCUCACUUCGCACAAACCCUCGGGCCUCUCCUCCCACUCCUGAAAUCUCGACUCGGGAUACCGGAUCGGACGUUGACUUCGCUACUCUCCUCACAGACACUGCUGAAUACGGUUAUACCACUCCUUGCCGGACUCCUGGUCGCGCGACACGGAACCCUCCGUUCAUCACUCUUCGCGACAUCAACCCUCUUCAUCGGGGAAUUCAUCGCGCUCUUCGGCGUAUUAAUGAGUAAGAUUGGAUGGUUGGUAACCGGACUCGUCGUCUUCGGAAUGGGCGUUAGCCCAUUAGCCCUGAUUCAGGAAACACUCUUGGUACAGGUAUUUGGAGCGCACGAGAGGGCUGGACUCGCGUUGGCGGUGGGGUUGGUCGCGGGGAAGGGUACGAGUUUCAUUGCUGCCGAGACGAUUAGCUCGAUGACUAAAUCCCACGCUGGGUUAACUACGCCAUUUGCGGUGGGCACGGCACUCACAGCCCUAGGCGUCGGGAUGAACAUCACAUGGAUCGUAUGGUCCAUCCGCCGUUCCCGCGCAGAGGAGGAAAGACUCCGGAUCCAAGCUUUCGGUGCGCGGGGGUUCACGCCCAUUCAUGCAGAGAAAGAAGAUGUAGUGAGGUUGAGUGUUACGGAGAGGGUGUAUGCGCUUCCUGGGUUAUUUUAUUUGUAUUUGGGGGUUGCGGUUGGGGUUGGGUGUGUGUGGCUUCCGUUUGUGAAUUUGAGUACGGAGGUUUUGGUUGAGAGGUAUGGGAUGACCUCAGAUAAAGCUGCGGGGUGGGCGGGGUGGGUGUUGGCGUUGCCGAUAUUGUUGUAUCCAGCCGCGGGGUGGGUCACCGACCGUUAUGGACAUCGGUUAACACUGCUUUUGGUGUCGACGCUGUUCACGCUGGCUUCGUACUCGUUACUACUGGCCAAGUCACUCCCGGGGUCUGCGACGCUUGCACUUGUCACGUUCGCGAUUGGGUAUGGUGCUGGACCGUUGUUGAUGGUCGUUACGGCGCAGCGGUUGGUUGGUGCGGAGAGUGUUAGUAUCGCGCUUGGGGGGUGGAAGAUGUUGGAGAUGAUGGGGACUACACUUACACAGACGUGGUCUGGGAUACUGCUUGAUCAGGAAAAGGAAUUCGACAUCCAACCCUUCAACGCCGUCCUCGCCAUUCUAUGGGCAUGCAACUUCGUCGUCGCCGGCCUCGUCGCAAUCCUCCUCGUCCUCGACAAACACCAGAUGGGAGGCUACCUCAACGCCUCCACCCCCUCCUCCACCGGUCCCCCUAUCCCUUCCAACUCCCGCUACGCCCAACUCCCACAAAUGGAAAACGAAGACGAUGAAGCCUAUGUAGACAGAAUUGAGCGUGAGAGGAGGGAGGGAAAGGUCGUGACGUUGAGUGAGGAGGAGGUUAGGGGACGAAGGAGGGCGAGGUGGUGUGGUGGGGUGUUGGCUGUGGGUGGAGUCGUGGUUUGGGGGAGUUAUGUUUGGGUAUUGGUUGAUGAGCUGUCGUAG
Molecule: messenger RNA, 1851 nt
Organism: Saitoella complicata NRRL Y-17804
Lineage: Eukaryota; Fungi; Ascomycota; Saitoellomycetes; Saitoellales; Saitoellaceae
Product: MFS general substrate transporter
Exons: 4
Coding region: 1-1851 (616 amino acids)
Biological process (GO): transmembrane transport
Molecular function (GO): transmembrane transporter activity
Source: RefSeq, a predicted model, not a curated record